Messenger RNA from Durusdinium trenchii, 171 nucleotides. NCBI's taxonomy places the organism in Eukaryota, Dinophyceae, Suessiales, Symbiodiniaceae. The record is from the annotation of a GenBank genome assembly.
AUGGUGACCCAAUUGCUGAAAGAUUUGGCUGAAGCCAAAAUGUGGCCGAUCAAAUUGGCAGGAGUGAAGUGUCAGGAGACCUUGCGUGACACGCUCACAGUGCAAGCCAGUGCUUUGGAACAGGGCUACUUCGAGCUGAAAGCUAUGUGGGAUGCCUAUAACAAGGCGUGA